AUGGUGGCCGAAACAAAGCUCUAUGAUGCUUUGGGCAUCAAACCCGAUGCCUCCCAAGAUGAGAUCAAGAAGGCCUAUCGCAAGGCCGCCUUGAAACACCAUCCAGACAAGAACAAAGAUGACCCCAAGUCAGCCGAGAAAUUCAAAGAGGUAUCUCAAGCCUACGAAGUCCUCUCCGAUCCCGAAAAACGCAAAGUCUACGAUCAAUUUGGCCUCGAAUAUUUGCUUCGUGGCGGUCCCGCGCCGUCGCCCGGCGGUGGAGGAGGAGGAGGAGGUGCCGGUCCGGGAGGCAUGCCCGGAGGAUUCAACUUUGGCGGCAUGCCCAGCGGCGGUGGCACACGCACAUUCCACUUUAAAACCGGUACCGGCGGUACUGGCUUCAGCUUCAGCAAUGCAGACGACAUCUUCCGGGAAUUCGCUAAGUCCGGUGGCGGAGGAGCUGGUCGUGGAAUGGGGGGACUUGACGAUGACAUUUUCUCCAUGCUCGGCGGCAUGGGCGGCGGGGGCGGAGGUAGCUUCCGCAGUCGUCCAAGCGCAGGAGCAAGCUUCCCAUCGGCAAAGGCGAACCGAGCACCGACGCCGGAGCCAACUAUCAUUGAAAAGGAUCUGCCGCUGUCACUAGAUGAGAUCUUCAAAGGAACGACCAAAACUGUGGUUGCUAAGAGCAAGUCGUUCGAUGCCAAUGGGAAGCGCACUGUCAAAGAUGUGCCGCUUGAAGCUGUCAUCAAGCCUGGUAUGCGUGCCGGUACUAAGAUCAAGUACCGGAAUAUUGGAGACGGAGAAGAAGGUGGCAGACAGGAUAUGCAUCUAAUUGUGAAAUAUCUUGAUCACCCAGACUUCAAGGUCGAACGCGACAAUCUCGUUACCACCGUCGAGCUAAGUCUCAAGGAAGCUUUGACUGGCUGGGAACGCAUUGUCCGUACCAUCGACGGCAAAUCCAUCCGCGUUUCCAAGCCAGGUCCCACCCAACCCGGCCACGAGGAGCACUUCCCAGGCUUGGGCAUGCCGAACUACAGGAAACCCAGUGAACGGGGUGACCUUGUCGUCCGUGUGAAGGUCACAUUCCCAAAGACUUUGAGCGCCGAGACAAAAACGAUCCUCAAGGAUAUUCUGCCUUGA
Molecule: messenger RNA, 1119 nt
Organism: Penicillium brasilianum
Lineage: Eukaryota; Fungi; Ascomycota; Eurotiomycetes; Eurotiales; Aspergillaceae
Source: the annotation of a GenBank genome assembly